AUGAGUGCUGUAAAUUUAAAAUCCAAAUCAGUUAUUGCAAGAAAAGAUCGUCAAAAAACUUUGCAAGAACUUCAAAUUAGUGAAGAGUUAAAAAAACAAGCAGAAGAGUUAACAAUUGGCUAUAAGUUUGAGAAUUGGGAACACAUAGAUCAAGUAUUAUAUACUUAUGAUAAAACAAAAGGAUUCAUUUGGAGAUUACAAAAUACUUAUUACCGAGUUGAUAAGAGUAUUAAAAAAGUAUUUGAAUGCCAUCAUGCAGGCAAACCACGAUCAAACACAAAAAAUAAUACGACACAAGCAAAAAAAUCUUCACGAGUUGAAUGCACAUGUUAUAUUAAUAUUUGUUGGCCAAAAACUGAUUCAAAUCCACAUGUAACAACAUUCGAACCAGAACAUGCAAAUUAUACUCUUAAUCUUGUAACAGCAAAAUUUGCACCAUCAUAUCGUAGCCUGCCAGAACCAGUUUUAGAUCGAAUUAGUUUUUAUAUUAAUAACUCACCUAGGAUAGGUAGUUUUAUGAUUAGAAAUCUUUUAAUUGCUGAAUUUUCCCAACAUACUCUUUUAGAAAGGGAUAUUGUCAAUGCAAUUCAACGUUUUAAACAAGAUAAUGUUUGUAAUAAGAUUAAUAAUCCAGAUAAUGAUGCAUUUUUGUUACUUAACAUGCUUGAAAAUCAGCAAAAUGAUGAUGCCGGAUUAUAUAUUGCUAAAAAAAUUAACAAUGGAAGAACAAAUAAAUAUUCAAUGGCUCUUUGUUUGUUUGUUGGUGUUGAUAAUCGAAAUCAUAUACGAGUUCUUGCACAAGCACUAUUAUCUGAUGAAACAUCAACAUCUUAUACAUGGGUUUUUGAACAACUAUUAAACGCGAAUGAUCAAAUUUUACUAUUGGUUCUGAUAAGCGAUGCAGAUACAGGACUUGAUGCAGCAGUAAAAACAUUUUUACCCACUGUGAAACAUAUUCACUGCAUAUUUCACAUUCGACAAAACUUGGACCGCCAUAUUCAAAGCUCCUUGGGCCAAAAUUAUCAUGAAUUUUUAGCUAAAUUUUAUUUAGCUUAUAAUAGUUUGAAUGAGGCUCUUUUUGAAGUUAGAUGGAACCAUUUAAUUGAAUUAUUCCCUUCUACCAAUAGUUAUUUAAUGGAAACAUUAGAUAAAAUUAAAGAAUCGUGGGCCAAAGCAUUUAUUUGCACAGUAAAUAAUUCUGAAGCUUUUAACGAAACUGAACCUGAUCCGGAUCUUACUGUUACUCAUGCAGAACAAACAUUUAUAGAUAUUAAUGGAAACCUUUCAUAUAUUAACAUAUCACAAUCACCAACGGUUCUUGAAAUGAAGAUUUUAGACGAAUUACAUGAAAAUGAAAAUACAAAUGAAUCAAAUUCAAAAACAAUUAUCAAUCCAUAUAUUGUUAAAUCAAAAGGAAGACCACGAAAUAAAAGAUUUAAAAGCUCUGUUGAAACUAAUAAAAGCUUUAAUAAGAAUAAUAACCCGAACAUUUAUAUUCAAAAUAAUAAAGAUGAGGCUG
Molecule: messenger RNA, 1519 nt
Organism: Racocetra fulgida
Lineage: Eukaryota; Fungi; Glomeromycota; Glomeromycetes; Diversisporales; Gigasporaceae
Source: the annotation of a GenBank genome assembly